This is a messenger RNA of Brugia malayi, 273 nucleotides long. RefSeq lists its product as uncharacterized. NCBI's taxonomy places the organism in Eukaryota, Metazoa, Nematoda, Chromadorea, Rhabditida, Onchocercidae. The transcript has 2 exons. The record is from RefSeq and is a predicted model, not a curated record. Bases 1 to 273 code for a protein of 90 amino acids.
AUGACAUCGAUAGCAGAAGCAGUAACAGCAACAAAAAUAAAAGCAACGGUAAUGAAGUGCCACGAUUGCAAUGCACCAUUUACAAGUGAAUUUGGAAAUUGUGCUAGUGGCAAUGAAUGUUUGGCAAAAGAUAUUAGUCAUAGCGACAAAGAUGAUCAAAAGAAAGACUGGUGGUGGUGUCGUGAUUGUAUGGCCACUGUAUGCAGGCUAAGGAUUAUUGCAGUGAAAAUUGUAAAGGAAAUGUCUGACGGUUCAAAAAAUAACCCAUCAUGA